Messenger RNA from Phycomyces blakesleeanus NRRL 1555(-), 258 nucleotides. RefSeq lists its product as hypothetical. NCBI's taxonomy places the organism in Eukaryota, Fungi, Mucoromycota, Mucoromycetes, Mucorales, Phycomycetaceae. Bases 1 to 258 code for a protein of 85 amino acids. The record is from RefSeq and is a predicted model, not a curated record. The transcript has 2 exons.
AUGUCCACAGAACGAUGUCACAAAAAAGUUCGUUUUUCGUGUGAUGUAGAAUUCAUAAGUACCUUUGCCAAUGAAGAAUAUGACCGUACAGCACAAGAGGUAGCCAAACUAUCCUACACAGACAUGUACGAACUACUCACGCUCAAGGCAGAAUGGAGACGAGAAACAGAACAAGUUGAGAAACAGCUAACCAAACCAGCUCCCGAACAGCAAAAACCUUGUGUAAUUUCACAAACUGCCUGUGAGAUCUGCAUCUAA